Molecule: messenger RNA, 4466 nt
Organism: Athene cunicularia (burrowing owl)
Lineage: Eukaryota; Metazoa; Chordata; Aves; Strigiformes; Strigidae
Gene: AIDA
Product: axin interactor, dorsalization associated
Biological process (GO): determination of ventral identity
Cellular component (GO): membrane
Molecular function (GO): phosphatidylinositol binding
Source: RefSeq, a predicted model, not a curated record
UUACCUGUCCUCCCAUCAUGAUACAUUAUAUAUGUAGUCUUUCCUGCCUGAUGUAAUUGCAUACUUUGUCCAUCUUCUGGUUGUUUUUGGUGUUUUUUUUUUUAAAUAUGGCCUACCAUGGCUAUAGAAAUCUUUGUUACAAAAAAACAAAAUCUGCUUGGAGCAGCAGUCUGUGGACUUUUUGGCUGACAUGUUUUCUGGAGACUGAUAUGUGUGUUUGUGUUGCGUUCCCACUCUACAAUUUUCUUCCCCCAUCCAGAUUAGCAAGGCAUCUACAAAAAGAGGCGCAGUCUCAGCACAACAACUCGGAAUUCACAGAAGAUCAAAAGAAAACUAUAGCUAAAAUUGCAACAUGCUUGGAACUGAGAAGUGCAGCUUUACAGUCUGCUCAAUCACAGGAUGAAUUUAAGCUUGAGGAUCUGAAGAAGUUGGAACCAAUCUUAAAGAAUAUCCUCACUUACAAUAAGGAGUUCCCCUUUGAUGUUCAGCCUGUCCCACUCAGGAAGAUUUUAGCACCUGGAGAAGAGGAACACUUAGAGUUUGAGGAGGAUGAUGAGGAAGGAGGAGCUGGAGCAGGGUCUCCAGACUCUUUUCCUGCUAGAGUUCCAGGAGCCAAUGAAGGUACUUUAUUACCCAGAUUGCCAUCUGAACCCGGGAUGACAUUACUCACCAUCAACAUAGAGAAAAUUGGUCUGAAAGAUGCUGGGCAGUGCAUUGAUCCUUACAUCACAGUCAGUGUAAAGGAUUUGAAUGGGAUAGAUCUGACUCCUGUGCAAGAUACUCCUGUGGCUUUGAGGAAGGAGGAUACAUAUGUCCAUUUUAAUGUGGACAUUGAGAUUCAGAAACACAUUGAAAAACUAACAAAAGGUGCAGCUAUUUUCUUUGAAUUCAAACACUACAAGCCUAAGAAAAGGUUUACUAGCACCAAGUGCUUUGCUUUCAUGGAGAUGGAUGAAAUUAAACCUGGGGCAAUUGUUAUAGAACUGUACAAAAAACCCACUGACUUUAAAAGGAAGAAAUUGCAACUGUUGACCAAGAAACCACUUUACCUUCACCUCCAUCAAACAUUGCACAAGGAAUGACCCUAGUUGUGAGACUUCUGUGAACUGAACCACAAGUCGCGGUAGCUGUGUGUAGUAGCCUUAGCCUUCAAGGGGCAGGAACACAACUGUAUUCAUGCCAGUAGGUCAGCCGGGACCAUCACACACUGCACAGCACUACUUCAGGGUCAGAGGCAAGCCUACCACCCGCAUGCAAGAUUUUUUUCAGUACCUUCCACAUGCAGGUUUUUCUGAGAGCCCUGAAAUACGUUGACUGCUUUUUCCUAAUUUUGCUGUUCAUCACCUUUUAUCUUAACCGUUAUUAUCCUUUUGCCUCAAACUCCACCCAAGGUUGGAGACUUGCCCCUUUGCCGAACCUGUAGCAAUAAAGAUGUGGCAGGCCUACUAACUGUUUACACUUGCUGUGCUAUUGUAGUUCCUCUCAUCUGCAUUUUGGAGUCCUCUGCAGCGGGCUGGGUGGCAAUAGACUGUGAGGAAGAUGUGGGGGUCCGGAAGGAGCUUGAGGUACUGCAGUGAUUUGAAGUGAGGGAGAGGCAGGUGCUGGGUCAAGCGGGGUGGCCACAGAAGGGUUCCUCAGCUGGUCUGCUUUGGUCAGGCCAGGAGGAAGACAACUGCAGAUGAGAACACUGAACUAUGAUUUUAACAGCCUUGUCUCAUUCAUUCCUACUGAGUUUUGGAUACAUGUUACAACCCUUUAAAUCACCAUCACUCCCUAAUAGAGAUAAUUUUUCUGUAUCUUGUCACAGAGUGAUUUGCAAAGGUGGGCAGGGGAGGGAGAGGGGCUUUCUCCAAUGCUUCAUCGUGGUGGUGGUGGGUGUUGCACCAUGUCAGUGACAGCAGGACAGGCCCUUCAGUGUUCAAGUGUCAGUUUUCCAGAGCUUUUGGUAAAGUAGAUCUGGCUAGCAGGUUGACCCACCUUUUACAUGAAACUGCUGUUCUUACGGAAACUGAUUGUAUGCAGUUUUCUGCAUAUUUUGUGCAAGUCUGGAAACUUACUCUAAAAAUUACCUUUUUAUGUAAGUAGAUAGGAUUAUCAUUUAUUUUCUAUAUUUUUGAUUUGGUGUGUAAUAAGCUGCAGGACAUUGGCUUAUUAUGACACACUUGCAUUCACCUUUUGACCAAAUAAAGGGACAGAAGUAGAACCCAGUCAAAUCUUUCCUAUGUUUGUGUGGAUAUUUAAUAUAAUACUUUAAGGUUUUAUAUACUUCUUUCAUAUCUAACUAGUGCCUAAAUACUCUGCUAUGCUAACAGAAGACCCAGUUCACAAAAUAGUGCCAAAUAGUAGGUUUAUUUUAAACAGUCUUGAUGCAGAUGUAUCAUCAAUUCCCUUUUUCUGUCAUGUAACCCCACAUUGUUACCAUGAGAAAAAGUAACAUCCAUUAAAGCAUAAUGUAUUUGUCUGGCUAGAGACAGGUGUUCAGCAUUUUUGGCUUUACCACACUGAUUAGGAUAAAAAGCUAUUUUUGAAUGUCCUUAUCUUCUUGCCUUCCCUCUGUUCUGAUGUAACUAGGGAUGAUAUUAUUUAGGUGUUAUGACAAAAGUCAGCAACUCUUCCUCACAUUCCACUGUUGGUUGGAAGGGGGGGGAAAAAAGUGCAAUUGAAUUUUCCUGUGUGCAGGUCUUUACCCAUGGUAUUACAUCUGAUACACUGAAUAUCAAGCCCUGAAGAUUUCCCUAGGUAUUCUGGAAAUACCACUGAAUGCAGCAUUCAGGGUACCAGAUGAAAGGACGAUACAUGCAUUCUUAAAAAAAUUAAAAAAUCAUCCUUUGGACUCUCUAAGAGGAUAAAGCACAGCAUGGGUCUGUGGUUGCAACUAAAUCCAAGCUCGGUCAGUUGCCGUGUUACUGCCCAUGGUCCCUGGCUGGCUCUGCCCCCCGACCUCCUCGCAAGCCGCAGCAUAGAGCAUCACCGCAGGGCGGAUCCCGGGGCUCUGUCCCGGCUCUGCACCCUCCCGUGCCGGCUGCUGGCAGCGUGCAGGGCCGGUGAAAGCCACUGCCCUCAGGUGUGUCCCCGCACCCCACCCAGCUCUGGGGUGGGCAGGGGAGGAGACGCUAAACACAGCAAAGCUUGGUGCUGGGGUAGGAGAGCCGGAGCCUGCAGAACCCGCCUUUGAGAGCAACACGAAUGUCCAGCAGUGUGUCGUCAGCCACAACUCGCACUUGAACUACAGCCCCCCCUCUCCCUUUCAGCUGCUUCCCCUGACUCCCCACGUUGUAGCUGUCUGUAUUAACUCCAGUUAUAUGACAUGUCAACUUUGAAGUAUUUUUGUUAAAUACACAGUAGAGCUUUGUAUUUAACUAGUUGUGAAUUAAUGUCUGUAGAGUGUGAAAUACCAUUUUUAAAGUUGUUUCUAUCCUUUGUGUUUUUUGUGAACUGUCUUUCACUGAAAGGACUACUACUCCUCACAACAGAAGCUCUUGUAUUGUCUUACACUUUAGUGAUGUUCUGUCUUAUCUUUCAUCUUACAUCUAAAAGCUUAUACAUGUACUGUAAGAAUGUAACACCUAGACGGCAAGUCUAAUUGCUGCUUGUAAUUCAGCAGUAAAGCUGUAAUGGCCUUUCAGUAGGGGUUUUUAUUCUUCCUAGUCGUUUUCCCUUUUUUUCCCCCCUCCCUCAGACUUACCUUUACACAGAGUGCUUCUGAAAAACCUUAGUGUGUAGAUAAGUAAGGGGCUGCAGUGCCAAAUACUACAUGCUCACCCUUGUACUAAACACAUUCAGGGACUUUCUUGAACAUCUACAAACAGAGGGUGUUUGUAAAGCUGUUCCAUGUAUGCAAACAGAUUUAAAGCAAGAGAGGUUGAUAUGGUUUACAUGCACCUAUUCCACAUUAGGAAAAACUACUUUAAGUAAGAGAAAAGGCUGUAAAAAUACAACCUUACUGCUAAGUUGAAUUGGUCUUAAAUACUAAGAUGAAAAGUCAGCUCUCAAACCUUGCUUAACACUGCAAGCCAGUCUCAGAAGCAGAAAGCAAUUACAAAAUCUCAUAGUUUCUAGAAUUCUGGAGUGUUCACCUCUAUUUCCAAGCUACCUGCACAACUUCCUGGAGGUUUCCAGCUCGGUACUGCCCUCCAGCUGAGGAGGGCUGUCUCCCCCAUGGUCCUAGUUACGUGAAGCAGGCUCACAGCAUGCUGGGCUAGCUCAGCGUAAGGCUAACACCAUCAUUACCUUGCAACAGCAGCAGCAGUUUUUCAGCCUUGAUUUGGUUCUUGAACUUGGUCACAGCUGUGGUAUUCUCCAGCUAAAUUACUGAACGAAUGUCCUUUCUGAACAAAAAAUGGCACUGAAACAAAGCCUUCAGGGUUUAGCAAAAGGAAUUUUGCUUUUUAUUAUAACCUUCCUUUGAAUACAGUGUCAUUUGUGCUUCUGAUCUCUGACCAGGCAUCUUUUUUAAAAAAACAAAC